This is a messenger RNA of Vicia villosa (hairy vetch), 555 nucleotides long. RefSeq lists its product as uncharacterized. The record is from RefSeq and is a predicted model, not a curated record. Lineage: Eukaryota; Viridiplantae; Streptophyta; Magnoliopsida; Fabales; Fabaceae. The transcript has a single exon. The coding region runs from base 1 to 555 and encodes 184 amino acids.
AUGAUCAAACUUCUGUGGAAUAUGCAAGCCAAGAAGGAUAAGCUUUGGGUGAAAUGGCUCAAUGCUUAUUACAUAAAGGGGCAGGAUGUACAAGAGUGGCAAAUUCCCCAUGACUGCUCCUGGAUCAUCAAACAAAUCAUGAAGAGCAGGGUGCUGAUCAUCAAUGAUCCGAAAUGGAAGACGAAGCUGAAUGGUGAGAAAUUUAGAACAAGAGAUAGCUAUGAGCUGAUGCGAGAAACUCAACCACCUGUUAGUUGGAGAACAGUCUUCUAUGCUAAUAACGCAAGGCCUCGAUCAAUAUUUCAUUUAUGGCUACUUAUGUUGGGCAGGAUUCCUACAAAGGACCGCUUGGUUAAAUUUGGUGUGCAGGUGGACCAAAAAUGUUGUUUCUGUAUUGAGAAUGAAUCAAUUGAUCACUUAUUUUUUCAGUGCAGUUUCGCUAACUCAGUUUGGGGAGAGAUUCUGACCUGGAUGGGUUACGAUCGGAAACCUGAAAAAUGGAGCAAUGAGAAGGUGUGGAUCAUAGCAAAGACAAAGAAAAAGGGCUGGCAGUGA